This is a messenger RNA of Ipomoea nil (Japanese morning glory), 1599 nucleotides long. RefSeq lists its product as uncharacterized. The record is from RefSeq and is a predicted model, not a curated record. The transcript is spliced from 2 exons. The coding region runs from base 1 to 1599 and encodes 532 amino acids. Lineage: Eukaryota; Viridiplantae; Streptophyta; Magnoliopsida; Solanales; Convolvulaceae.
AUGCAUGCGGCGAUUUUGAGUUAUUUUACGGGUAUUUUUGCUUCUAAUAAUUUAUGUUGUGAUGAUUCCCUUUUUGAUGAUUUUGCCCCCCGUGUGUCUGAUGAGCAAAAUGUGAUGUUGGAUCGCCCAUUUAAUGGGGAGGAGGUUAAAACAACUCUUUUUUCAAUGUUUCCGGAUAAAGCACCGGGCCCAGAUGGGAUGAAUUCGGGCUUUUAUCAGCAAUUUUGGUCAGUAGUUGGAGAGGAUGUGACUCGGUUUAUAAUGCAUGCGUUAAACUCAGGUGAAUUCCCAGAGGGGUUAAAUGACACCAACAUAAUCUUAAUACCCAAGAAGGAAGUGCCCGAAACAGUUGCAGAUUUAAGACCGAUUGCCCUAAGUAAUGUCAUAUAUAGAAUUAUGGCUAAGAUGUUAACCAAUAGAAUGAAAACACUUAUGAGUGAUCUUAUUUCUGAGUCCCAAAGUGCUUUUAUUCCUAGCAGGCUAAUAACGGAUAACAUCUUGGUCGCGGCGGAGGUGGGUCAUUACUUGAACAGGAAACAGUGUGGAGCUGUGGGCUGGAGUGCAUUGAAAUUAGACAUGUCAAAAGCUUAUGACAGAAUGGAGUGGAAGUUCCUGGAGAGGAUGUUGGUUGUGUUAGGAUUUAGUGAGAAGUGGAUCCAACUUAUAAUGCUAUGUGUUACAACUGUGAAUUAUACUGUGAUGGUUAAUAGAUGCCUGGAGGUUGAGCAGGCUGACAACUUUGGAAAGUACCUUGGCCUGCCAUCUUUUGUGGGUAGGAAUAAGAGAGCUGUGUUUGCUUAUGUGGAGGAAAAAAUCAGGCAAAGGAUUGGAUCAUGGAGUAAAAAGAUGUUAUCUCAGGCGGGUAAGGAAGUGUUGUUGAAAAGCGUAGCACAAUCUAUGCCUACGUUUUCAAUGAGUAUCUUUUUAUUGCCUGAAACAGUUUGUCAGUCCAUUGAGCGAACCAUGAAUAAAUUCUGGUGGGGAAGUGGAAGAGACAGGGGAAUACAUUGGAAGGCAUGGGAUAUGUUGUGUGUCCCUAAAAAGUAUGGGGGCUUGAGUUUUAAGGAAUUAAGAGCUUUUAACCUGGCUAUGUUAGGAAAACAGGCAUGGCGUUUUCUUACCAAUCCAGGAUCACUUGCUACAAGAAUAUAUAAGGCUCGUUAUUACCCCACUACUGGUUUUGUUGAUGCUACUAUUGGGAGAUGCCUGAGUUUCUGUUGGAGGAGUAUAAUGGCGGCUCACCCUACAGUCACGGCUGGGGUGCGACGCAGGAUUGGGAAUGGACAGUCAACUCUGAUAUGGGGUCAUCCAUGGCUGCCGGAUGGUCCUAGCCCCUUGAUACAAACAAAUAUUCUGGAAGAGUUAAGAGAGGCGCGAGUUACAGGUCUGAUUGAUCCACAAUCAAGCACAUGGGAUCCACAUAUCUUAUCUGAUAUUUUUAUCCCUGAGGAUGUGAACCGAAUACUUAAGAUCCCUGUAAGCCCUGACUAUGAUGACUCAUGGUAUUGGAUGGGGGACCCGAAAGGGACAUAUACAGUAAAAAAUGCUUAUAGGCGAAUUGUGGGUGAUUUUGAGAGUAACCCAGGAACUUUUGAUUAA